Messenger RNA from Mauremys reevesii (Reeves's turtle), 1651 nucleotides. It is a transcript of the gene CELF5, whose product is annotated as CUGBP Elav-like family member 5. The transcript has 13 exons. Gene Ontology annotation, cellular component: ribonucleoprotein complex; nucleus; cytoplasm. The record is from RefSeq and is a predicted model, not a curated record. Gene Ontology annotation, molecular function: mRNA binding. NCBI's taxonomy places the organism in Eukaryota, Metazoa, Chordata, Testudines, Geoemydidae. Gene Ontology annotation, biological process: mRNA splice site recognition; regulation of alternative mRNA splicing, via spliceosome. Bases 15 to 1475 code for a protein of 486 amino acids.
GCCGGGCUCGGGGAAUGGCCAGACUCACCGAGGGCGAGGCGAGGCGGCAGCAGCAGCUCCUGCAGCCCAGAGCCUCCCCCAUGAGCAGCAGCAGCAGCAGCUCGGACCCCCCCGCGCAGCCGGACAGCAUGAAGGACCUGGAUGCCAUCAAGCUGUUCGUGGGGCAGAUCCCCCGCAACCUGGAGGAGAAGGACCUCAAGCCCCUCUUCGAGCAGUUCGGCAAGAUCUACGAGCUCACCGUGCUCAAGGACCGCUACACCGGCAUGCACAAGGGUUGUGCAUUUCUCACAUACUGUGCCAGAGAUUCUGCCAUCAAAGCCCAGACUGCGCUACACGAACAGAAGACUUUGCCAGGGAUGGCCCGUCCAAUCCAGGUGAAGCCGGCGGACAGCGAGAGCCGUGGAGGUAGGGACAGGAAGCUGUUUGUGGGGAUGCUAAAUAAGCAGCAGUCUGAGGAUGACGUGCUCCGGCUCUUUGAACCCUUUGGGGUCAUUGACGAAUGUACCGUGCUCCGGGGACCUGAUGGCAACAGUAAAGGCUGCGCCUUUGUAAAGUUCUCGUCUCACACAGAGGCUCAAGCAGCAAUCCACGCACUGCACGGCAGCCAGACGAUGCCUGGUGCCUCCUCCAGUCUAGUCGUGAAGUUUGCUGACACCGAUAAGGAGAGGACCCUACGUCGGAUGCAGCAAAUGGUGGGGCAGCUGGGGAUUUUCACUCCGUCUCUCACCUUGCCGUUCAGCCCGUACAGCGCGUACGCGCAGGCUCUGAUGCAGCAGCAGACGACGGUUCUCUCCACGUCUCACGGCAGCUACCUGAGCCCAGGCGUCACCUUCUCCCCAUGCCACAUCCAGCAGAUCGGCGCCGUCAGUCUAAACGGGCUACCGGCCACCCCGAUUGCGCCGACCUCAGGGCUACACUCGCCUCCUCUCCUGGGCACAGCCGCAGUUCCGGGGCUGGUAGCGCCAAUCACAAACGGGUUCACCGGGGUGGUGCCUUUCCCGAGCGGCCAUCCCACCUUGGAGACGGUUUACGCCAACGGCCUCGUGCCCUACCCAGCUCAGAGCCCCUCGGUGGCAGAGACCUUGCACCCAGCCUUUACCGGGGUUCAGCAGUAUGCAGCCAUGUAUCCGACCACGACCAUCACCCCGAUAGCCCAGACCAUCCCCCAGCCGCAUCCCAUCCUGCAGCAGCAGCAGCGAGAAGGUCCCGAAGGCUGCAACCUCUUCAUCUACCACCUCCCGCAGGAGUUUGGAGACAACGAGCUGAUGCAAAUGUUCCUGCCCUUCGGCAACAUUAUCUCCUCCAAGGUGUUCAUGGACCGAGCCACCAACCAGAGCAAGUGCUUUGGUUUUGUGAGCUUUGACAACCCGUCCAGUGCCCAGACUGCCAUCCAGGCCAUGAACGGCUUCCAGGUCGGAAUGAAGAGGUUGAAGGUUCAAUUAAAACGACCCAAGGACGCCAGCCACCCCUACUGACAGUGUGUGAAGCCAGGAUUCAGUGCUGCAGCACAGGCAAAGGAACCAUCCAGAGGAAGAAGAACUUCUGCUUCAAGCUGAUUUCAGGAGAGGCCAGUAAAUUUAAGAACUCUUUUGACACCGCCCCUUUCCGUCCCACCCUGCCCCCCCGCCCCGAAAACGGGACGCUCCGAAGA